AUCUCCCAGAGAUCUCCAUCUCAAUGCCAAGACCCAGCUCCACUCAACGACCAGAAAGGACCAGUCCUUUCCGGAGCGUGAAAAUGGUUUUCAGGUUGGAAUGAGAUUAGAAGGCAUUGACCCCCGUCAUCCAUCUGUGUUUUGUGUGCUUUCUGUAGCUGAGGUGUGUGGUUACCGUCUCAGACUUCAUUUUGACGGUUAUUUAAGCUGCUAUGAUUUUUGGACUAAUGCUGGUUCCCCUGACAUUCAUCCAGUAGGGUGGUGUGAAAAGACCAAACAUGAAUUACACAUCCCUAAGGGUUAUAGAAAAGAUAAAUUUGUUUGGAUGGAUUACUUGAAGGCCUGCAAAUUGCAAAAUGCUCCCAAGAAAUUAUUCAGAAACAGAAAUUCUAAUGGGCCAGUGCCUAAGGAAUUUCAGGUUGGAAUGAAGCUGGAGGCUGUCGACAGGAAGAACCCUUCCUUGGUAUGUGUGGCAACCGUAGCAGAUAUUGUUGGAGAUCGCUUGCUAGUGCAUUUUGACGAUUGGGAUGAUAGUUACGAUUACUGGUGUGACGUCAAUAGUCCUUAUGUUCAGCCAGUUGGUUGGUGUCAGGAGCAUGGAAGAACUCUGAUAGCACCCCAAGGUUAUCCUGAGCCAGAAAAAUUUUCCUGGACAGAAUAUCUGGAAGCUACUCGAACUAAUGCAGUACCUGCCAGAGUUUUUAAAAUGCGGUUGCCCCACGGUUUUCUCCCGAAUAUGAAACUUGAAGUCGUGGAUAAACGAAACCCCAGGUUAAUUCGUGUUGCUACGAUUAUAGAUGUUGAUGACCAAAGAAUAAAGGUCCAUUUUGAUGGCUGGGACCACAAAUAUGACUACUGGAUGGAUACAGACAGCCCUGACAUUCACCCAGUCGGAUGGUGUGACGUCACAGGUCAUCCCCUGGAAGUGCCGCAUUGGGCAAAUGAUGUGAAAAUCCUUCCAGGUCAAGCUGUUUGUCCCACUCCAGGGUGCCGAGGGAUAGGCCAUAUCCGUGGUCCACGGUAUUCAGGACAUCACAGUGCCUUUGGCUGCCCGUAUUCGGACAUGAACUUGAAAAAGGAGGCAACACUUCACGAUCGUCUGCGAGAACAAACACAGGCAAACGUGGACUCAGACUCUGCACAUUCAAAAUCGAAAAACCUCUGUAGUUUGAACUUCAAUGGAAAACAUGAAAAGGUGAAGAGCCAGUCCAGACUUGUACAGCAGGCAAAGUGUUUGAAAAUCAAAGGAAAAGAAGAUAUUGACUUGGAUAUUCUCUUCAGAGAGCACUUGGCCGCGCGGACGCAGCAGGCCCUGCACCAGUCGGUCUUCAUGUCGUCCUCGUCCGCCCAGCCUUUCCGGGACCUUCCCCUGGGCCGCAAACAGCACCUCAAGCUGCUCCCCGGCGUGGCCGACGUGCAGGCUGGCAAGGUGGCCCGGUGGACGGUGGAUGAGGUGGCUGAGUUCGUACAGUCUCUGCUGGGCUGCGAAGAGCAUGCCAAGUGCUUCAAGAAAGAGCAGAUUGAUGGCAAAGCCUUCCUGCUCCUGACACAGAAGGACAUUGUCCAGGUGAUGAAGAUCAAACUGGGUCCAGCCCUGAAGAUUUAUAACUCCAUCCUCAUGUUCAGAAGCUCCCAGGACCUCGCCGGGGAAGGUGCUGUCUCGGGCCAGGAAGGCAGGGGGAAAGCCUGCACCUGAUGGGCUGCGGCCACCACGCCUUGUUCUCUCAGCAGGAGCGCCAGCCACAUGAACUUGAUUUCGGUGUGCCCGUGGUCACGUCCAGGUGAUCUGGACCUUGUAAAGUGGCUGCGGUUUUUAUGUCUGCAGGGUUUGCUGGCUGGUCCGGCACCAGUGACGCAGAGGCCCAGGCACAUGCAGGCUUCUGACCGGCCUAAUCUCGGCUCUGACGUGCUGCAGCGACCAGACCAGAGCAGCCCGCGCGCACCUUUAUCCUUCUCCCUCGCCCUGGAGGAGGUCACUUCCCAUUUGCAAGGAUGCAACUCUCCAGUGGUAGAGUAUCAGGAAAA
Lagenorhynchus albirostris (white-beaked dolphin) is the source of this 2025-nucleotide messenger RNA. RefSeq names its product L3MBTL histone methyl-lysine binding protein 4 (gene L3MBTL4). Gene Ontology annotation, molecular function: protein binding; zinc ion binding. Gene Ontology annotation, biological process: regulation of DNA-templated transcription. Gene Ontology annotation, cellular component: nucleus. Lineage: Eukaryota; Metazoa; Chordata; Mammalia; Artiodactyla; Delphinidae. The transcript is spliced from 15 exons. The record is from RefSeq and is a predicted model, not a curated record. The coding region runs from base 101 to 1696 and encodes 531 amino acids.